Messenger RNA from Neopsephotus bourkii (Bourke's parrot), 386 nucleotides. It is a transcript of the gene CUNH12orf76, whose product is annotated as chromosome unknown C12orf76 homolog. The record is from RefSeq and is a predicted model, not a curated record. NCBI's taxonomy places the organism in Eukaryota, Metazoa, Chordata, Aves, Psittaciformes, Psittacidae. The transcript has 2 exons. Bases 58 to 240 code for a protein of 60 amino acids.
CCGCGGUCGGGGCCGGGCUGCAGGAAGAGGCGGGCGCUGGGUCCGCCCCGUCGCGGGAUGCCGGCGGUGGGGCGCGGGGCGCUGGCGGCCCUGGCGCUGCUGGGCCCGGCGGAGCGGGGCCGCCCCUUCGCGGUGCUGCAGAAACAGAACCUGGUGCUGCUCGGCAGCAUCCUCAGCGCGCUGCUGCUCACCAUCAUCCUCAUGGCCAUCUGCGUCUACAAGCCCGUGCGGCGGCGGUAGCGGCAACAGAGCCAGGCCCGGGGCUGGGUCCGUCCUUGGAAGCGCUGCUCAUGACCCCCUGUUCUCCCGCCUGGUACCCAGCCCUGCCGCCCGCUGCAUCUCCUGCCAGCCACAUGAUGCCCUGAUGGAUGUGGUGGGUGGCUGCA